Polypterus senegalus (gray bichir) is the source of this 1355-nucleotide messenger RNA. Its product is annotated as phospholipid scramblase 1-like. Bases 305 to 1141 code for a protein of 278 amino acids. Gene Ontology annotation, molecular function: phospholipid scramblase activity. The record is from RefSeq and is a predicted model, not a curated record. Lineage: Eukaryota; Metazoa; Chordata; Cladistia; Polypteriformes; Polypteridae. Gene Ontology annotation, biological process: plasma membrane phospholipid scrambling. Gene Ontology annotation, cellular component: plasma membrane. The transcript is spliced from 9 exons.
UUGAGAAGCUAUUACAGUAUGAUGAAUUUACAGUGGAAAGUAUGGCAGCACCGCAGUUCACGACAAGAUGAUCCAUAAUAAUUUAGUGGAUUGCCAGAGGCUCUGAUCUGCCUUUUCCAUGCUCGCCUAAAGCCUGCUCCAUAAAAUAAAGUACGCUGACAGCAGUGUCUGUGGAUUGUGUGAUGUGCAGAGGUCAAGGCAUUCCAAACGGUUCACUCAGAUGUUUUCAACGUGAUUACAAAGUGGCAUAAACAGCUGCAGAGCCUCCACAUAUAUAUAACUGGCACAAAAUACGCAGGUCCCUAUGGAUGAAUCCGUGGAGCAAACACAACAUUCUCAGAACAAUUCAAAAAGUAAAAAGAAAACAGUUUCUCUUCCAUCAUAUGUGUCUCAUCCAGUACUUCUACCAUCAGGGUCUAGUGGAACCAUAGAUGAUAAUCGAUUGUCCCAGACACAGUUUGGUGAAUGCAGAGGCACCUGGAAGCCUGUGGAGUGGAUGGAAGUCCCAGAGGUAUGGGACAACGGUACCUCUGGACUGGAGUACCUCAGUCAGGUCGAUCAAGUUCUUCUGCAUCAGCAAAGAGAGCUUAUAGAAGCUUUUGAUGGCAUGUCUUGUACAAGAAAAUUUCAGCUUAAAAACUCAAUGGGGAAGAUGAUGUACUUUGCAACUCAGACAAACAUCUACCAAAGUGCGAAUUUCCGUGGCUACCAGCAAGGUUUUGAGAUGAAUAUUUAUGACCACCGCAAGAGAGAAGUCAUCCACCUGAUCCAGCCCUUCAUUUGUUCUCUGAUAUUUUGCCCAUGGAAUGUGCAACAGAUGGAAGUGCAGGCACCUGUUGGGGUUGUGGCUGGCUAUGUCAAGGAGGCGCACUAUCCUACCACAUACCGGUUCACUAUUCGAGAUUCUGCGGGACAGACAGCAUUGUUCAUUAAAGGUCAAUGCCAAGGACUGUGCUUUGGAAGAAAUGCCAAUCUUGAUAUUUUUGACAGAACCUGGAAGUCAAAGAUUGGAACCAUCUCAACACAGUACUUUCUGGACAACUUUGGAGACACACUUUCAAUACAGUUUCCAAAAGAUCUGGAUGUAAAGCUGAAGGCUGUCAUUUUGGGAGCAAGCAUUCUAAUCGAGAAUAAGUUCUGACAAGGUGCCAGUGACAAUAAAAGGUGUUUAAGUGCUUUGAUUUGCUUUGUGUUCAUUAUUCAUGUACUUCAUUAAGCUUUCAUGAAUGACACAAGGGAUGCAUAUAACGCAAGGGACCAGAAAAAGAUCAAGUAAACAAGAGAAAUCUCCAUGGAUGACACCGCACAUCAGCCUCUGUCUAAUAAUGGCCUCUUGCCCCUGUCAAACACAAUAA